Messenger RNA from Hemisphaericaspora subhashii, 1548 nucleotides. RefSeq lists its product as uncharacterized. Gene Ontology annotation, molecular function: transmembrane transporter activity. Gene Ontology annotation, biological process: transmembrane transport. The coding region runs from base 1 to 1548 and encodes 515 amino acids. The record is from RefSeq and is a predicted model, not a curated record. Lineage: Eukaryota; Fungi; Ascomycota; Pichiomycetes; Serinales; Debaryomycetaceae. The transcript has a single exon. Gene Ontology annotation, cellular component: membrane.
AUGUCUCCAGAUUUUAAAGAUGAACACAAAGGAAAUGUUUCCGAAGUGGAAAUAAUAAAUGAGCAAGAGUUCAAAUCAAAUUAUGACUCUGGUAUUGGAGAAGAGUUGGAAUACGUUGACCUUCCAGAAUCACUUCAACAUUACACCCAAGAAGAAUUGAAACAAUUAGACAAGAAAACCACCAGAAAAAUCGAUCUUAGAAUGAUGCCAAUGUUAAUUUACAUCUAUAUCUUAAACUAUUUAGAUCGUAGUAAUAUCGCUGCUGCUCGUUUGGGUUUCUUGGAAGAAGAUUUAGGAUUGGUUGGUAAUCAAUACCAAACUUGUGUCUCUAUUUUAUUCGUUGGAUAUAUUUUAUUCCAAAUUCCAUCAAAUAUGUUAUUAAACAAAAUUGGUAAGCCUUCCCUUUACAUUUCCGUAAUUAUGACAUUAUGGGGUGUGAUCUCAACCUGUACUGGUGCUGUUCAAAGUUACGGUGGUCUUUUGGCAGUAAGAAUAUUGCUUGGUACUAUUGAAGCUGGUUUCUUCGCCGGUGCAUUAUGUACACUUUCAAAUUGGUAUGACAAAAAGAGUCUUUCCCUCCGUAAUUGUAUUCUUUAUUCCGGUUCUUUAAUGAGUAGCGCUUGGAGUGGUUUAAUUGCUGCAGGGAUUAUUGACAAUAUGGAUCAUGUAGGAGGAUUGAGAUCAUGGAGAUAUUUAUUCUUGAUCGAAGGUGCUAUUACUGUUGCAUCCGUUCCAUUUGCAUACAUAAUUUUGCCAGACAACCCUUCAAAUACCAAGUUCUUAAAUCAGGAAGAAAAAGAUAUUGUUCAAUGGAAAUUGAGAAGAGAUAUUGGAACUUCUGAUUCUGAUGUUGAAGCUAAAGAAUCAAGCUGGACUGGAUUCUUACUUGCGGUUAAGGAUAUCAAGGUAUGGUUAGUUACUUUAAUUUUGACAUUCUUGGUUGCAGCUUGUGGUGUUACUAAUUUCUUCCCUUCUGUUGUCCAAACAUUGAAUUUCAACAAAACAACCACUUUAUGUUUAACUGCACCUCCAUAUUGUAUUGCAGUCGUUGCAACAUUUUUAUGGGCAAGACAUGCUGAUAAGACAGGAGAAAGAUACUUCCAUGUUGUUAUCCCAUUAAUUAGUGCUUUGGCUUCCUUUAUUAUUGCCGCAUCUACAUUAAACGUUGGUGCCCGUUACUUUGCUAUGUGUCUCAUGAUUCCUUCGUUGUAUUGUGCUUUCAUUGUCAUUUUGACUUGGAUGUCUAACUGUUGUCCAAGACCUCCAGCUAAAAGAGCUGUCGCUAUUGCUCUUAUGAACUGUAUUUCAAACUCCACCUCAAUCUGGAAUGCUUAUUUAUAUCCUUCAAGUAGUGCUCCAAGGUACUUUAUUGCCUUUGUUUGUAAUUGUGCUUUCAUUUUGGUUGCUAUUAUCUUUGCCACUAUAUUAAGAUUUAGAUUGAAGGUCUUAAAUAAAAGAAUAGCCGAAGGAACUAUCGACUGGCAAAAGGAAUUGGGUAAAGGUAAUGAUGCUAGUAAGAUUGAUCCUGAUUUCAGAUUUCUCCAUUAG